Messenger RNA from Cryphonectria parasitica EP155, 1056 nucleotides. RefSeq lists its product as uncharacterized. The record is from RefSeq and is a predicted model, not a curated record. Bases 1 to 1056 code for a protein of 351 amino acids. The transcript is spliced from 3 exons. Lineage: Eukaryota; Fungi; Ascomycota; Sordariomycetes; Diaporthales; Cryphonectriaceae.
AUGCGUCAUGAAAGCCCUAUCAGAGACAACCCUCCUUACUGGCCUGGAGGUGUUCCGCAGCAGGUUCAGUGUCAUCCGAGCCCCGUUUCUGAUGACCAGUUGCAAUCUGAAAUUCAAGGCUGGCUUCAGUUUCUGGAGGAGAGUGCCGUUACGAGACCAGCUGGCCAUCCCCCUGACGACCAGUUCGAAUUACAGCAACGCCGUGAUCUGAUGCUCAGAUGGAUCGCCAUGACCCAACAAGAACGUGAUGCCUACUAUGUCAAGUCUCAACCUCGCAAAAGAUGGAAGCCGCCCCCUGCGUGCUUCAAAGCACCGGCUUGGGAGGACGACACGCUUGUCACGGAGCUGACUGUCAACUGUUUGGCACCGCAGCCCAUGAGCGCACGGAAUCGUGCCAUGUGGACCAAGAUCCGCAUCUUAUUGUAUCACUUCGACGGCGAGGACGGCCCCGUGAUCGACGAUGGCAAGGCGGCCGUGUGCAUCCCCAACCCAGCCCUCGGCCCAGGGUCGUCUUUGACCACGAUGCAGGCGUUUCUGAUGUGGAGAUACGUCGAAAAUGCCAAUUUCAAACGUAUGGCCAUGACCAGCACUGGCACCGUGGUCUUCCCUUCAUACGGAGGCCGCGGGCCGCUGCUCCUGGCUGACCAGCAGGCUUUGGACACAGGUCUCCUGCUGCUGUGUGAGUGUGCCAACAAUGGCCUGAUGGAGGCACAUGCACGUGUUCGGCCUGAUGAGAUGUACGAGCUGUGGAAUCUCAUCGACCCGUACGUCCUGAACAAGUCGAUUGCGGAGCUGGUGACGAUGCGUGGUGGUUCGGAAUCUGAUGGAGCAUUGAACAUGGAACAACCAAUCCUUGAUAUCUUGGAGAAAUGCAUGUCAGAGCUCAGGGGUGGCAUUGACGAGUGGAUGGACGAUAUCGAGAGGUAUGCGCCAGGAUAUUUGGACAUGGAGGCAGCAGGAAAUGGCCAGGCACCUGACUACGACUGUACCAAGUUGAGAGGCUCGGACGAGCUGGCUGAAAUACCAAGGGAGGAGUUCGAUAACUCCAAGGCAUGA